Iphiclides podalirius (scarce swallowtail) is the source of this 2094-nucleotide messenger RNA. The record is from the annotation of a GenBank genome assembly. NCBI's taxonomy places the organism in Eukaryota, Metazoa, Arthropoda, Insecta, Lepidoptera, Papilionidae.
AUGUCAAAUGCUGAGAGUCUCGUUGACAAAAACAUGAACAAAACUGGCAUUGAGAAUCAAAAGAUGAAACAAAAGGACGGGGACGUGGAAAAAGGCCAAAGACAAAUUUCAGUAUCUAGUGUGCCGUGGAGUAAGGUUGUUGUGAUGGUUUUGGCAAUGGGUGUCCUGAUCGCAGCGUGCUCUAUAGCGUGGGCCUUUCAAGACUGGCAGACGAGUCUCCAAGUCCUCGCUAUUCUCGUCAUUGUUUACGUCAUUGCGUUCUAUUGGAGAUGGAUAUGGGUAGCUUUGAGAACGGCGAAGAGGGACUUUUCAGCUUUAUACUGCUACAUUAAAAUUUUAUGGCUGACGAGGUCAUUUUCGAAGAAGAAUUAUUCAAUGCCAGAAAUAUUUCAUAAUGUUGUCUUGCGGCAUCCAGACAAGCCGUGUUUUCUCUUUGAAGACGAGAGUUGGACUUUUAAACAGAUUGAGGAUUUCAGUUUGAGAGUGUCAGCGGUGUUAAAAUCUAAGGGCGUGAAGCGCGGAGACACUGUCGCCGUGAUGGCAAGCAACUAUCCCGAGAUGCCAGCCAUUUGGCUCGGGGCGGCGCGCCUUGGGGCCGUCUGCCCCCUCAUCAACACCAACCAGACCGGCAACACUCUGCUGCACUCCAUCAACGUUGCGAAGUGUGACUUCGUCAUCUACGGGAGCGAAUUCGAUCAUGCUAUCCAGGAAGUGAGAAAAGAAUUAAAAUCAUCCCUAAAGCUAUUGAAGUUCACCCGGCGUCCAUUAAAUCUGUCAGCAGACUCUGUGAAAGUUGUAGAUAGCGAUGAAGAUUUCACGGCUAUUUUGGAGAAUACUUCUCCGGCUGCAUGGAGUCCGUCCGACAGUGAAGGUUUCAACGGGAAACUGUUAUAUAUCUACACUUCCGGGACGACUGGGCUUCCGAAAGCUGCUGUUAUUUCCCCAUCGAGAAUGGUGUUCAUGGCUUCAGGGGUUCAUUAUUUGGGCGGAUUGUCGCCGAAAGACGUGAUCUAUUGUCCAAUGCCACUGUAUCACUCCGCAGGUGGUUGCAUCACUGUGGGUCAAGCCUUCAUUUUCGGCUGCACGGUAGCUCUCAGGACUAAGUUCUCAGCCUCCGCCUACUUCACUGACUGCAUUAAAUUCAAUGCAACGGCGGCUCACUACAUCGGCGAAAUGUGUCGCUACUUACUGGCAACCCCAUCGAAACCAACAGAUAAACAACACAAAGUGCGCACAGUUUACGGCAACGGAAUGAGACCUACUGUGUGGACAGAUUUUGUUAACAGAUUUGGAAUAAAGAGAGUCGUUGAAUUUUACGGAGCUACCGAAGGGAACGCAAAUAUAGUAAACAUUGACAACAAAACUGGAGCCAUAGGUUUCAUAUCGAGAAUAAUUCCUGCUGUUUACCCGAUCGCGAUAAUCAAAGUAGACGAAAACACCGGCGAACCUAUACGAGACUCCCGAGGAUUGUGUCAGGUGGCGAAGGCAAACGAACCGGGCGUGUUCAUUGGUAAAAUAAAUCCAAGUAAUCCUUCAAGAGCUUUCCUUGGCUACGUAGAUAAGCAAGCUUCUGAAAAGAAAAUAGUCAGAGACGUCUUUAGGCAUGGUGAUUCUGCAUUUAUUUCGGGAGAUAUUCUUAUAGCUGACGAACUUGGCUACCUGUACUUCCGAGACCGAACUGGUGACACAUUCAGAUGGCGCGGUGAGAACGUCAGCACCACUGAAGUAGAGGCCGCCAUAUCAAGGGUCGCCGAUCAACGAGACGCUGUCGUGUAUGGAGUUGAGAUUCCAAACACGGAAGGUCGAGCAGGCAUGUGCGGUAUAGUUGAUAUCAACGACAGUCUAGAUCUGGAUAAGCUUGUUAAGGAUAUGGGAAGGGAUUUACCAAAAUAUGCCCGACCUGUCUUCCUGCGCAUCAUGACGAGCCUAGAUAUGACAGGAACCUUCAAAUUAAAGAAAGUGGAUUUGCAAAAAGAGGGUUUUGAUCCAAUUUUAAUAAAAGACAAGAUCUACUACUUAGAACCUAAGUCGGAGAAAUAUAUAACUUUAGGCCCUGAGGAAUAUCAGAAAAUUAUGGCAGGAGAAAUAAGACUG